Molecule: messenger RNA, 834 nt
Organism: Aspergillus welwitschiae
Lineage: Eukaryota; Fungi; Ascomycota; Eurotiomycetes; Eurotiales; Aspergillaceae
Product: actin cortical patch SUR7/pH-response regulator pali
Exons: 3
Coding region: 1-834 (277 amino acids)
Biological process (GO): fungal-type cell wall organization
Cellular component (GO): cell cortex of cell tip; plasma membrane
Source: RefSeq, a predicted model, not a curated record
AUGCUAUCCCUUCUGAAAGUCAUUCCCAAGGCCUUAUCUUCCGCCGCUCUAAUUUGUCUCGCCGUGGUCUUUUCGGCAUGUACAUCGCCGUCUUCUCUUCACGACGUGUACUUUUUGAACCAACUGAAGGUGAAUGUGAUUGGGAUCCAGAAUCCAGAACACCUAAAUUUCCUUCGAUCGCUCGUCAUUCCCAGUACAGAGAAUUCUUCGUCCUCUCUAGAAAUAGGACAUAUUUCGGACAGCCUUUAUGAAUCUGUUGUUGAUGCAGUAGACCACAUAAGCGGGCAUGUUUUGGACCAGCCCAGUCAUGUGCAAUCUCUCUUCCCAAUAUACUAUGCAAUUGGCCUCUGGAGCUACUGCGAAGAAAAACCAAGCGAUAAAUCCUUCUCAAUUGCUCAAAACCCAGUGCUCGCUUCUUGUUUGACCCGAUGGAUAUUUUUAGGCACUUGGCUAGGUCCGGCAGAUGCAGUAACGUCAGACUUGAUCCAACCUGUUCUGAAAGGGUACGAUCACAUUUCACAAUGGAUCAUAGGUGCCUAUAUCACUGGCUUCAUUGCCGCAUUUCUUGCGAUUGUCAUAGAUCUCGUCCGAUUUCCAAUGGCAAAAGUGGCCGUUAUGAUAUCCUCAUCGGUAUCAUCUCUAUUGAUUAUAGGAGCAUCAGUAUCGGUGACUAUCUUAUACCAGCUACUGGCUAAGGGAAUCAACAGUCUUCUUCAACAUGAAAUCACGGCUAAUCUCGGUCCACAUGCCAUGGCAGCAACAUGGCUGGCAGUAGCAUUUUCUGCUGGCUCCAGUUUGCUCUUGGCUAUCGAGGUGUGUUGCUGCUGUCUGUGA